AUGGACAACCGACCUACUACGAUGAAGCUCAUCGUUAAGUUCUGUGGUCAACGCUGGCUGCACAAAAUGACGUCGAAAUAUCUAGGCGUCACUCUUGAUCUGGCCGUCACGUUUAAACCACAGUGGACAAGUGCGGACGAGUUUCAAGAUGCUUUGGAAGAUCGCCCUGCUGUUGACGUUUUGGAUCUUCCGGUAUCAAUCGAAGAAUCUCGAAUAGCGAUGAAUCUCUUUUUGAACAAUCACCUUAAAAAGGCUGUUUCCUACAUGGAACCUUGAUACAUCAAGAUCAUCGUCUAA
This is a messenger RNA of Soboliphyme baturini, 297 nucleotides long. Lineage: Eukaryota; Metazoa; Nematoda; Enoplea; Dioctophymatida; Soboliphymatidae. The record is from the annotation of a GenBank genome assembly.